Messenger RNA from Mycena citricolor, 1626 nucleotides. NCBI's taxonomy places the organism in Eukaryota, Fungi, Basidiomycota, Agaricomycetes, Agaricales, Mycenaceae. The record is from the annotation of a GenBank genome assembly.
AUGAUCACUUCGGUCCUAGUGCCCACUGCUCUCGCAAUACUCUCGCCGAUCAUCCUCUUGAUCUGCAGGAUCCUAUAUCGCAACAGAACCUCUCCUCUGCACUUCGUUAAUGGCCCGGCCGGUGCAAAUUUUAUCCUCGGACACUCAAAUUUGAUUAUGGACGUUCCCGCAAUCACUGAUGAAUGGCGGGAGAAAUUCGGGGCGACAUUCAUGGCGAAGGGAUUCUUUGGCGAAAACGAGCUGCAUACCAAAGACCUCAAAGCGGUAGCCCAUAUGGUCUCUCGCGGCACAAUUUACCAAAGAACAACAUCAUCCUUGGCGCAAAUCACUCGCCUCCUUGGAGAGGGCCUCCUGUCCGUCGAGCACGAUCCACACAAGCGCCAACGACGGGUUCUCAAUCCCGCUUUCGGUGUUGCGCAAGUCAGGAUGAUGAAUGAAGUGUUCAUAGAGAAAGGAAACAUGCUGCGAGACCUGCUGCUGGAAGAGGUCAAAAAAGGCAGCGGAUCAGCCAUUGUUGAUCUCUCCGGCUGGAUGAGCCAGGUCACCCUGGAUAUUAUCGGACAGGCCGGAUUCGGGUACCAAUUCAAUUCCUUGGAAUCCCGUGGAAAGGACGAGGCCGAGCUCAGCACUGUCGUUCGCUCGCUGUUUCACUCUCCGAACGCCAAUGUCUAUCAAACCGUGCAGCUCGCGCAAGCGGUUCUUCCAGUGCUGCAACUCGUUCCACUUCCAGGCUGGCAGAUUAUACGUCUCGCUCAAAGGAAACUGCGCUCAAUUGGGACGCAGCUGAUGUACAAAUCCAGUCGUGAAUCCGUUUCUGCUGCUGCCGCCGACAAGGACCUCGGAAAGAGUAGGAACCUGCUUGCUCUUCUCAUCAAGGCGAACAGGUCGAGUGAUGUCCCUGCCAGUCAGAAACUGAGUGAUGAGGAGGUGAUAUCGCAGAUUCCGACGUUUGUUCUUGCAGGGCACGAAACAACCAGCACGGCGCUUUCCUGGGCAGUGCAUGCUCUGUCGCAGCAUCGCGAAGUGCAGGAGAAGCUCCGCCAGGAAUUAUUCUCGCUCCCCACUGACCAUCCCACCAUGGAUGAACUCAAUGCACUUCCGUUCCUCGAGAACUUCAUCAGGGAGUCAAUGAGAUUAUACGCGCCAGCUGUGUUAGUGCAGAGAAUGGCAAGCCAGGACGACAUUCUGCCUCUUGCAAAGCCUUAUCUGGAUCGUCAAGGCGUGUCGCACGACACUCUCCCGAUCCGUAAAGGCCAAGUCCUCACAAUCCCCAUCCUUGCGAUCAACACAGACAAGGAAACUUGGGGUGAAGAUGCUCUAGAAUUCAAGCCAGAGCGGUGGGAUCAUCUCCCCGAAGCGGUGAACUCUGUCCCGGGCGUCUGGGCAAACCAGAUGACAUUCUUCGCUGGCUCGCACAACUGCAUUGGCUUCCGCUUCAGUCUUGUCGAACAGAAGUCUAUUCUUUUCACGCUUCUUCGCACAUUGCAGUUCUCUCCCGGAGCUGAGAUCAUCGGGCCGAUCCUCAGUAAUGUGCUCCAGCGACCUGUGGCAUUUGAAUCAGGAAAGGCCGGCUUAGUGUCGACCGGGAAAUUCCCGGUCAUGCUCAAGGAGUAUACAGAUGAAUGA